This is a messenger RNA of Penicillium lagena, 975 nucleotides long. RefSeq names its product putative C2H2 finger domain protein (Kin17). The transcript has 4 exons. NCBI's taxonomy places the organism in Eukaryota, Fungi, Ascomycota, Eurotiomycetes, Eurotiales, Aspergillaceae. Gene Ontology annotation, cellular component: nucleus. Gene Ontology annotation, molecular function: double-stranded DNA binding. Gene Ontology annotation, biological process: DNA replication; DNA damage response. The record is from RefSeq and is a predicted model, not a curated record. The coding region runs from base 1 to 975 and encodes 324 amino acids.
AUGCCCCGCGCUGAGAUAGGAAGUACAAAAGAUCUGGGCAAUAAGAUCAAAUCCAAGGGAUUAGGUCGACUGCGCUGGUACUGCCAAGCCUGUGAACGUCAAAUGAGAGACGAGAAUGGCUUCAAGUGUCAUGUUCAAAGCGAAAGCCAUGUCAGACAAAUGUUGCUCAUCGGCGAAAACUCUGGGAAGGCAAUCCGGGAGUUUUCAAACGAAUUCAAAAAGAACUUUAUCGACUUGCUGCGGACGACCCACGGGGAAAAACAGGUCCACAUAAACCAUUUCUAUCAACAAGUCAUUGCAGAAAAAACACACGUGCACAUGAACAGUACCGAGUGGAAAUCACUAUCCCAGUUCGCCGCGUACCUCGGGAGGGAGGGGAUUUGUCGGGUCGAGGAGACAGAGAAAGGACUAUUCGUAUCAUGGAUCGAUAACAGCCCUGAGACUAUGCGGAAGCGCGAAGCAAUCAUGAAAAAGGAGCGACAGGAUAAGGGUGAUGAAGAGAGGGAACAGAAGUUGAUCCAGGAGCAAAUCGAGCGGGCUCAGCGCAAUGCGGAGAAGACUGAAGACGAGGAUCCGGAAGCGAAAUUAUUGCAGCGCAAGGAAGGAGAGAAAGUGAAGUUGAAUAUUGGGUUUGGGUCUAAGCCAGCCAUCGACAAGCUCCCCUCGCCACCGACGACGAAUUCCCCCGAGUCCAAGGAUGAUACCGAAGCGGAUAUGUCCAGCACGGAUCCUCCUGCGCCUACUUCCCAGGCUCCUGUGAAACUAUCGAUGUCACUUGGUGCUCAGAAGCCGAAAAACGUCUUUGCUUCAGCGAAGAAGAACCCACUGGCAGGAAAGAAAGGUUCUGUUUUGGCUGCUCCCAAGAAGAUGUCGGAGCAGGAGAGAAUUAUGAAGGCCGAGAUGGAGGCCAUGGAGCGGAAACGGCCUCGUCCGGAUUCUAAAUUUACCAAUCCCAAGCGGCCAAAGAUCUCGUGA